AUGCUCGCCUCCCUGAGAUGUCUGCUGCAGGCAGUGGGUCCCCUGCGCAGCAAUCCGUGCAGACAGCAGGCGGUGCUGCAGGAUCAGGGGCGGGCGCAGCAGGUGCUGCAAGCACCGCAGGAGCAGCAGGAGCAGCAGCAACAGCAGGAUUCGUGGAGGCUGCAGAAACACGAGGAGGAGGAGGAGGAAGAGGAGGAGGAGGAGGAGGAGGAGGAGGAGGAGGAGGAGGAGGAGGAGGAGGAGGAGGAGGAGGAGGAGGAGGAGGAGGAGGAGGAGGAGGAGGAGGAGGAGGAGGAGGAGGAGGAGGGGGAGGAGGAGGAGGAGGAGGAGGAGGAGGAGGAAGAGGAAGAGGAAGAGGAAGAGAAGGAGGAGGAGGAGGAGGAGGAGGAGGAGGAGGAGGAGGAGGAGGAGGAGGAGGAGGAGGAGGAGGAGGAGGAGGAGGAGGAGGAGGAGGAGGAGGAGGAGGGGGUGGGUUAUUAA
This is a messenger RNA of Closterium sp. NIES-65, 480 nucleotides long. Lineage: Eukaryota; Viridiplantae; Streptophyta; Zygnematophyceae; Desmidiales; Closteriaceae. The record is from the annotation of a GenBank genome assembly.